Molecule: messenger RNA, 8624 nt
Organism: Gorilla gorilla gorilla (western lowland gorilla)
Lineage: Eukaryota; Metazoa; Chordata; Mammalia; Primates; Hominidae
Gene: RBMS3
Product: RNA binding motif single stranded interacting protein 3
Exons: 14
Coding region: 819-2084 (421 amino acids)
Cellular component (GO): ribonucleoprotein complex
Molecular function (GO): RNA binding
Source: RefSeq, a predicted model, not a curated record
AUUCGAGAUAGCCAGCAGAGGGAAUCGGAACUUUGCUUGCAGCAGGGGUUGAAGCAGCCUUUUUUUUUUUUUUUUUUUUUUCUUGGAGGAAAUACUGCAGCCUUCUGGACUGCGUACGCUGCUCCCUGGAGAGGCUCUCUCGGUUCCACCCACCGGCUGGAAGGAGGGGAAGUGAAUGAAAGGACAGGACAAGCCCCGAAUACCAUGUCACUCUGGGAGGGAGACAGCAGCAACUAAGCUGUACAAGGUUUUUUUUUUUUUUUCCUUCCUUUUUUUCUUUUUUUUUUCUUUUUCCCCUUUCUUUUUCUUUCUUUCUUUCUUUUUCUUUCUUUCUUUCUUUCUCUUUCUCUCUCUUUUUUUCUUUUUCUUUAAGGUGGGGAAAGAGACAACCAAGAGACAGGAAGCUGAUCUGCAAGGAUUCGGAGUUGUGCUAAAAGGACUUUGAUUUUUUUUCCCCUUUACGAACGCUGGCAAUUGACAUCACUACAGACAGCCGGGUUAGAGAACAAACUGCCUCAUCCCAAGUGGACCCCGGCAGCUGGGGGAAGCCAGGCAAGAUCUGGGAAGGCUGUGUGUGGGUGUUUUUUCUACAGAUCUCACUCCUCGCCCUUUUUUUUUUUUUCCUUUGGUGUGUGUUUUUUUGUUUUGUUUUGUUUUUUAAAAAAAUUCUUGCUGUGUUGGAACUAGCGAGUGGUGGAGUCUCUGAAGCCUCAUCAGUCACCGGGACUGUCAGGAAUAGUGGUUUAAGAGGAAGCUCGGCCUGGGGCACUAUACCCUGUCAUCCAGUUCCCUGCCUCGGAGAUAAAGAUUCCAGCUACAUGGGCAAACGCCUGGAUCAGCCACAAAUGUACCCCCAGUACACUUACUACUAUCCUCAUUAUCUCCAAACCAAGCAGUCCUAUGCACCAGCUCCCCACCCCAUGGCUCCUCCCAGCCCCAGCACAAACAGCAGCAGCAACAACAGCAGCAACAACAGCAGCGGGGAACAGUUGAGUAAAACCAACCUGUACAUUCGAGGCCUCCCACCAGGCACCACUGACCAGGACCUAAUCAAGCUGUGCCAACCGUAUGGAAAAAUUGUAUCUACAAAGGCAAUUCUUGACAAAAACACAAAUCAGUGCAAAGGUUAUGGUUUUGUAGAUUUUGACAGUCCUGCAGCCGCACAGAAAGCGGUAGCAUCUCUCAAGGCAAAUGGCGUGCAGGCACAGAUGGCUAAGCAACAAGAGCAAGACCCAACAAACCUAUACAUCUCAAAUCUCCCCAUUUCUAUGGAUGAGCAGGAGCUUGAGAAUAUGCUGAAACCCUUUGGACAUGUCAUUUCCACAAGAAUACUAAGAGACGCUAAUGGAGUCAGCAGAGGUGUUGGCUUUGCCAGAAUGGAGUCUACUGAAAAAUGUGAAGUGGUAAUUCAACAUUUUAAUGGAAAAUAUCUGAAAACACCACCAGGCAUCCCAGCCCCCAGUGAGCCUUUGCUGUGCAAAUUCGCUGAUGGAGGACAAAAGAAGCGACAGAAUCAAAGCAAAUAUACCCAGAAUGGGAGGCCUUGGCCCAGGGAAGGAGAGGCUGGCAUGGCUUUGACUUAUGACCCCACAGCUGCCAUACAGAAUGGAUUUUAUUCUUCACCGUACAGUAUUGCAACCAACCGCAUGAUUCCACAGACAUCUAUCACGCCAUUCAUUGCUGCUUCCCCUGUCUCCACAUACCAGGUCCAGAGUACUUCAUGGAUGCCUCAUCCGCCAUACGUUAUGCAACCAACAGGUGCUGUGAUUACACCAACCAUGGACCAUCCCAUGUCAAUGCAGCCAGCCAACAUGAUGGGCCCACUGACACAGCAGAUGAAUCACCUUUCGUUGGGCACAACAGGAACGUAUAUGACUGCUGCUGCUCCUAUGCAAGGGACCUACAUUCCUCAGUACACGCCUGUGCCUCCGACAGCUGUUUCUAUUGAAGGUGUUGUUGCUGAUACCUCUCCCCAGACAGUGGCACCUUCAUCCCAGGACACCAGUGGUCAGCAGCAACAGAUAGCAGUGGACACAUCCAACGAACAUGCACCUGCAUAUUCUUACCAACAGUCUAAACCAUAAACAGGACUGAAGAAUGUCCGUCUGAAUCUUUGCCUUGAAUGAAGAAACUUCAUUGAACAAGAAGUUGGCUUCCAGUUUGCACAGACGUCAAUGGAAUGCAUUUUUUUGUUGUUGUUGUUGUUUUUUUUUUUAGUGUUAUACCUUACCCAAUGAAAGCAAAGUUUUUAUGUGCUGUGCAAAUGGUCUUCAUGUGGUCUGACAAUUUAUUUUUGCCAUCAUUUUUUUAAUUAAAGAAAAAAUUUCCAGAAAAGGAAAAAAAACUACAAAAAACAAAACAUUGAAGGUUGAUAUUUUAUGUGGAAGAACAUUUGAAUUGAAUUCAGAAUUUUUCUGAAGGUGUAGAUACUUUUUUUUUUUUUUUUUUUUUAACAGAAAACCUGAUGUCAAGAGGUGGGCAAUAGAAAUGGAAACAAAUUGUCUUCCUCAAUAAUUAAGCUACUUUCUCUUUUUCCCUUCUUGUUUUAAUCUAGUGGGUUUUUUAUUUUAUUUUUUCUUAGAAAUAUUUAGGUAAGGUUUAAUCUUGAAUCUUAAUUGCCUUAAUUUUAAGGACGUCAAAGGCUCUCGAGGCAAGCUGUCAACGUCUUGUUGAAAACAAAAAUCAAGAAAGAAUUGAAAUAUUGUGCCGGCUUUCACUGGCACAGAAGUUUAAGACUAUGAGUUUUUAGGGUGAAGAAAAAACUGUACAGUUUAAAUGAAAAUGUUUUUCUUCAUUUGAAGAAAAUUUGUUGAUAAAAGAAACCAUGGCAACUGCAAGAAUUGGAAAAAUGCUGGGACUUUUCAUGAACUUUGUCUUAAGUGUUGACAUGAAUCAUUCUAAAAGGCUAAAACAUUUUACAGUAAAGUUAUUAAUGUUGGUUUAAAAACAACUGCAUUAGAAAUAAUGCGUGUUUGGGGGGCAGAAUGCAGAUUUUUUUAAUUUACAAAGCGUGAUCGCUAGCAAAAGCAUUAGUGCUUUUUAUCUGCAGUCUUUUUUAUGAGCUUUACAAAGUUUUUAGUCAGCUUUGCUUGUCACAUUGCAAAACCUAGCUUAAGAGCAUUAAAAAAAAAAAAAAAACUUAAGUAGAUAGGAGCUUAUGGUCAAAAAGUGCAAAAAAAACAAAAAAAAAGCAAUAGAUAGAGAAAUUGUUGACAAUUUCUGUAGUCUUUCCUAGUUGUGAUCAAAUUCAGCCUAUGGAUGGCCUAUUUUAUACCAAAGAUGAAGUGACACCCUAUUACAGUCCAGAAGAUAGAGGUUGUUUUCGUUUCUUUUCUUUUAAAAAAAAAAAAAAAAAUUAUUUGACCGACAUGGCCGGACCAGUUCUUACUUUGUUGUUUGUUUAAACUACCUUCCACUGGUGUUUUACAUAGUGCAAAAAAAAAAAAGAGGGUGGGGGGAGUUGUCUCUCUUUUCUUUAAAUGUGUAUUCAUUGAUAGCAGAAGCUUGUACCUGCUGUGUUUAGCAGUUUCAGCAUGAAGAGUUCUGGAUAUCAACUAAUUGAUAGAGCCAAGUGGCUUUAAAUUCUGUGAGCUUUUCUGGUUUCUCACUAGCUGUCUUGAAUAGUGAAACCUGUAUUGAUGGCCACUAGUAAACCAAGAUGCUUAUUUAACAGGUGGAAUAUUCUUUAUAUGAAAUUUCAGCUAAAGACACAUUCUGGACCUGGUCUGAAAGGUCAUUUGUCAAAAAAGCUUAGGGAUAUUCUGUGAAAUGGUGAGUGGUCUCCUGGAAAGGUCUCAUUGUAUUUGAACAAUAGUCUUCCCUCUAAAUCACAACACCUCUGGGUUUUGUCUUUUCACCUCUGUCUUUGUCAUCACCUACCAUGAAUAGUCACCUUGGUUUUGCAAACGGGGAGGGGGUAUCUUCUUUUUGCCUGUUUUCACUGUAUUCUUGUAUAUUGGUGUUGCCGAAAGAACUUUUUCUUUCAGUUUAAUUCUUUGAGGCAUGUAGGACCAAUAAGAUUGAGAAUUCUAUUAGUGGAAUUUAGGGAAGUCCUUAAACUGCUAGUUGACAAUCAAGGAACAGUAUGAUUUAUAUCAAUAAGAAUCAGAAGAAUUAGGUUUGAUCAAUCAUUUAAGCCAAGGAGGAAUACUUGCAUUUAGAACAAUGCAAAACUUUGUCUAAAAUGAAUUAAAUUGACCCACCUGUAAAAUAUAUCUACAUUUUUAAUUCAUGAGAUAUGUGUUCAACCUUUACAGUUUUACCUGAAACUAAGGACAAUGGAAUAGAAUUUGUUAAGUGAACCAUUCACUAGAUUGCUUUCUGAACGAAUCCUUUGAAUCAAAUAGGUGAAGCUCUUUUCACAAACUAAGUCAGUCACAGGAGCCUGUCUUAGUCCAAAAGAAGCAGGGAAAUGUAUUUAAGUGUACUAUAAAACAGGGUAGGCUUUUUAAAAACUAAAAAGUUUUAAAGGUAAAUCAUAUUCCCAUUAGGUCAACAUGAGUAAUAAGGUUGACGCAUGUGAAAUUGUCAGUAUUCUACUAUUUCCGUAAACUCUGGUUCUCUUAUUUGCAACCCCAUGCAUUGGAAGCCCAAAUCAGAGAAUGACUCCAUAUAUAUAUGGUCACAUUGGAGACAAAAGUGUAUCCAAGAAAAUGUAGUGUGCGUUAUAGAGAAAUUCCAACUGGUCACACUCACCAUUAUGGUUUUUCAUGCUUUAGAGAAAAUGCUAGAUUUAUACUGUCUUUUGUUCUAUCCUUCAGCUUCCCAUGCAUUAUAAUGGUGGCACUUAAGUUUUUAUCUUUGAAAAGUGGGCCCCAAAGUUUUUUGGGGUACAAAAAGACAUGUAUGGGAACCAUAUUUUCUGUUUCUCUUUUUCACUCUCUAAACUCUUUUUGUAUAAAUAAGGAUUAUCCUGGGCAUAAUUCAUUUGAAUAUGAAACCAACAUACUUUCUUUCAUUUUUGUGAAAAAAUAACCAAAAACAUGUAUUAAUGUGAUACAAAGAAAGUCUCAUUCACACAAUCAACAAUGAGGCUAAGAGGUAGCUACCAUGUGGCGAAUGAAUGUGCCUAGGUAACUUCCUGUUUCUAUUCAAAACUGCUGCUUUAUUUGUACAUUCAGAAAUAUUUUUUUCAACUAUGAAAUUUCAAUAUCAAUUUUUUAAGCCAGUUUCUGCAAAAGGAAAUGACCUGUCAUUUGAUGUGUUCAUGUGUGUUUUGUGUUUGGAUAGUUUAUAUCACGCCAUUCUAUAAAAUGUAUGUUUUCAAACCAAAAAGAAAAAAAAUAGAAGGAAAACAAUGGCACAUACUUAAAUUUGCCCUGCUUUGUCUGUUGUCUUACCUAAGACUUGUUUUGAAGAGCCAAGUCUGGGAGAGAAAAAAAAGCAUCAACAGGUAAGCAGCAUUACAUUGUGUGAUAAUAAACCAAAAUAAGUUUUCAAUAUAUACAGACAACAGAAUUCAAAUUUAACCAACAAAAUAUAUUGUAGUGAUUUGUUUGUUUGUUUGUUUGAGAUGGAGUCUCGCUCUGUCACCCAUCCUAACUAGGACUAUAAUCUUUUUUUUUUUUCUUUAAGUAAGUUGAAGUAAAUUUUCCAUGCAUUCUGGUCCACCAGAUUUUCAAGCAUUUAUUUGGAUGUUUCCAUUUUUCCUUUUGACUUUAAUAGCCAAGACUUAGCUUAAACAUCAGGAAACAAACUAAAGCCACAAUCCAAAUGAGAGAAACACUGUCUCAUCUAAACUCUAGUUUCAUGGUCAGUGUGCAACAGUGAGUUUUCCUUUAAUAAUGGUAAGGUGUUGUCAAGGGAGGCAAAGUGUUCAUGGUAACUUGGAGCUCCCCAAUACGUGGCCAUGUCUUCUAAAGACAACAUAAUGAGCCCAAGCGAACUGAAGGUAAUACUGGCAGGUGCUGAUGACAGUUUGUCCUUGAAUGCUGACAUGUCUUGAAUAUUGCAAAUGUCAUAAUACUCUUUUAAAAAAGUCCUCUACCUGACUCUAGUUUUGCGAGGAUUAGUUUGUUUCCUUGGUAGAUUUCAACAUUUCAGAAUGUUACCUCCAAAUUUCACUUGAAUUACUUCCUCCUGUGACCUUAGCAGAUCUGUCACAUUUGAAAGCAUAUGACUCACUUCCACCCCCUUCUAAUGAAAAACUGCAUGGUGUUAAAAGCACUCCCAUUAGAAAUAUAAGGCUGAGAACUGAAGAAGGCUGUUUAAAGCAGGAAUUUCACUUUAUUUUACUAUGCCUAAAAAUACAUCUUUGGACCCCUUGCAAAGUGCUUUAAAAGUACUUUCAAUUUAUGCAUGACCCCAAAAAAGUAAUUUUUUCCCAAAAAAACCUCUUUAUUUAAAUAAUUGGGAUAUUUGCUAAAUACCUAUUUUUUUUUUUACAGUGGCCUAAAACCCCUAUUAAUGAAAAGUGAAAUUUGAUUUAAUUAGGACUCUUGCAGUCAUCUUCACGAUUGAGGAGAAGUUUCAAUAGGCUGUCUAGACAUUAUGAUGUUAAUAGGAGAUUAAAAUACAUUUGGCAUUUCAUUUUCAUUCUUAAUUUGAGUGCAUGAACCACUGCAGAUGAGCUGAUAAGCAGACAGAAAUUCUCAAGUGGGUUUCCCUAAUAAAUGUUUUUUAUAUGAUUUGAAAUCAAGUAUAGGGACAAUGUUUAUGUACAUGUAUAACAACAUUCAGCACAUUUGAGGAAUCACACACUAUAAUAAAGCUUAAACCUGUCAUAGAACCUUGAUCUAUAUUACUUUGUCUUCAGUAAAAAGUGAAGGAUGAGAUUUUGUCUUUCAUGUUAUCGUAGCUGGCAUGCUUCAAAAUUUUGAACUUACUGGGACUGACAGCCUCUCACUUCAAUCUGAGGGAUUGACAGAAUUUAAACAGGCUCAUUGAUUCUGUACACUCUACCCUUCCUGUGGCAAGUGAUAAUGGGAUUUCAUUAAUGAAUCAAUUUGUUUUACAAAUGACAUCCACUGUGGCAUUGGAAGACAGUUGGGUCUGACUCAAGUUUAACAUUUCUUACCAAACAUUCUUAAGUAUGAAAUUGGUCCUUUAAUCCAAAUGCUCUUGGUCAUGGCUGUCCUUUGCGGAUUACAUAGCAUUCAGGAAAGUACAAAAACUAAACACUAAAUCCCCAACUGGCCCCAAAGACCUUUUAUGAUGUGAGAGACAAGAGUUCACCCCAGAUUAAUUUCUUUUAUCAUUGGCUUUAUACUCUAACAUAUAGAUACUCUCUAUAGCAAAAAAGGGAUGAAUGGCUUUCAAUAUUCAUUUGUUUAUUUUUGUGAGGGAAAAUAAUAUAUCAAGAAAAUUUUCUUCCACUUAGAAAGCUUUAAAGCUGAAGUAGAGGUGCAGUCAAGCUUGGAUCUGCAGGAAGAACCACUAGGCCACUGAGUCAUACUUGAGCUUUUCUUACUACUGCCCCAAUUUCUAAGUUGUGCAUAAAUACAAUCACCUCAAUUUUUGAAGGGCUAAUUAUCUACUUUGUGGGUGUGUUUCGUUUUUUCUUUUCAACAUGUAGGGCUUGGGCUCUGUUUCCUUUUAUUAGCAUGUCACCUGAGGGUGGAACAAACAAUUGGAAAUAAAAUUUGAUUAUUUUAUUUCUUAUAAAGUAUUAAUUUCUUAAGGGAGUUUGAAAUCAUUGGUAAAAUUAAUGUCAGUACAUUAUAUGUCAUAAAUUUUGAUUAUCUAUAAUGUCUUUUCUUAUCUACUACAAAUAAUUGAGAGUUGUCUAAAUUCAUGCAGAAUAUACGGGGAAAAAAAUCAUAGCAAAGAAUUCAGCUUCCCUCAAAAGAAAGCUAUUUUUGUUUCCUUCACUCCACUAAAUUUGAACCAGUAGCAUGGAUCAACAUGACUUCUGCAAUGAGAGUAUAAUGGUAGCUCUUGGUACAGUCAUAUUCAUAUUUUUAAAUCUUUGACCAAAACUAUUGCAUUGUUUUCGUUACAUUUUGACUGCGUUACUUAUUAAGGCCGAAUGACUUUGACACCCCCAUGGAUUGUUUUUAUGAUCACAUCAAAUUUAAACAAUGUCCAAAGUGUAACUUUAAUGUUAUAUUUUGUUUCAAACCCUCUGGUCUAAGAUUAUUGAGAAAGAUGUUUUUUCCUCCUCCCUCAAAUAUGUUAUCUCUUCAUAUAUAAAAAAAUGAGUUAUUCCAUGCUUUUCAGGAACCGUAAAAAUUAUGUCAAAAAGAUAUUUGAAAAAGUUUUCUCUAUUCUGGACAGAAAUGCUUCCAUUUAUUUCAAAAGAAGAAGAAGAAAAAUGGAAUCUUAAUUUAAAAAAAUAUAUGUAGUAGUAUCUGCUAUGAGAUAUUCAGUUUCUAUAAAAAAAAAAAAAGGGACACAACUUCUUUUAAAACCCUUGUUUCAGUCCAUAUUCAACUUCAUGGAACUUCUGAAACAUCAUUCAAUUUUGAACUUUAUUUAAGAGCAUUUUUGUACUGCUGUCUCUGACUGUCAUGGAAACUUCUGUAAUUCUAAGGUGUUUCUGGUUUUAUUUUUAAUUUCUUCAUCUGUACCACAGUCAAAUUAGCAACCAUCUCCCCCAUCCCUUGGGCUUUCUGUAGAUCAGUGGAUGUUAGGUUUAAACUGUUUUCUUUGAUGAAGCUUUCAAUAAAAAAUGAAAAUAAAAUCAA